UAAAGGAGUCACUAGGAUCUGUAAAGAGUAGAAUAUUUAAAUAAUAUUCGGAAGUUAAGAGUCUAAGACACACAGAAAGUGACAUACAGCAUUUCUUGUUGAACAGCAGUUAACAUAAAGAAAGGUUGGUUUGCAGGAGGUUUGGGGAUUAAAGCAUUUUUUUAUUGGAACAGACUUAUGCAACCUGUUUAAUUCUGAUGGAAAGGAUGGGCUUGCGGUGACACCAGAGGACACCUGGUUCUCACGGGCCAUCCACUGUGUAUUUGCGUACGACCAGCAGGUGCGACGCUGAUGCCGCUGUGGUCAGUCUUGGCCAUCUGCAAGUCACACGCCACGGCGCAACUCAAUAACUGCAGUUUAUCUUUGUUUUGUAUGAAACCACUUGCAGGGAAAGUAGCUGCCUUGCAGAGUUUUACAUUUCCCACAUCAUUUGGCAGGGGUUUGCCCACAGCACGCUCGGUUUACAGUGGCACUAUGUAUAUCUUGGCCACUAAAGCUGAAUUUGUCUUGCAAGAGUUAGACUGCCAGGUAAGUGGAGGUAUGCCUCUCCUGUGUGGCAGCGGUUAUUUAUGGAUAAGCUCAGCAGUCUAUUUAGAAGUCUCUGCUUUUCAUUCAACUGACAACUAAAACAAAUGUUUCCAUAAAGCAGCGUGACGAUUAUUCUGUGUGCUCUGCAGGUAUGUGAUACUGGAGAAACUGCUUUCGACAGAUAACUAGAGGAAGAUAUUCACUUCUUGACAUCAUGACAUCCGAGGAUACUUUGCUGAAGUGUCUCCCUCCAUCAGCCCAGCACAGUCUGGUCAUUUUUGUCAUUCUUGUACCAGCAGCUCUCUGCAGUGCCGUUGAGGUGAACUGCUCUGAGCCGGACCAGCCCUCCUUGCUCAAGGCUCUGACUCCAGUCUUCAACCUGAGCGCCAUACGACCCGUCAUGAACAUGUCAACCCGCACCAACGUCAGCACCUACUUCAUCUUGUAUGGGAUCCUUGGAGUGGAUGAAAAGUCUCAACUCUUGAUCACUUACAUUUGGCUAGAUUAUUGGUGGAUGAACGAGUUUCUCAUCUGGGAUCCAGUCCAGUGUGGGACCGACAGGAUUUCUCUUCCCAGAGACAAAUUCUGGGUGCCAGAUAUUGUAAUCAAUGAAUUCAUGGAUGAAAACACAGCGCCCUCCGUCCCGUAUGUGUAUGUGUUCAGCAAUGGGAUGGUGCACGACGCUCAACCGGUCAAAGUUGUCAGCUCCUGUAACCUCGACAUCUACACCUUCCCCUUCGACAUACAGAACUGCACUUUAUCUUUCAGCUCUUACAUCCACUUGGUGGUGGACAUAAAGAUUUUGCUGGGGAAGUCUGCAGAAAACAUCACAAACUUCUCAAAGAGGGUGAUGACCACCAUGGGGGAGUGGGAGCUGCUGGAUAUCAGCGCCCACACAUUCAGCCAGGGAUUUGUUGAUGGUCAACAGGUCGAUCAGCUUGCAUUUCAUAUCAGAGUGAGGCGCCGGGCCACCCUGUAUGUGGUGAACCUGCUGAUCCCCAGCUGCUUCCUCAUCACAGUGGACCUCUUCAGCUUCCUGCUGCCUCCCCAGACUGUGGACCGAUCCUCCUUUAAGAUGACUCUCAUCCUGGGCUACACGGUCUUCCUGCUCAUCAUGAACGACCUGCUCCCCAUCACUGGAAACUCUAUACCUCUCAUAAAUGUGUUCUUCUCUCUGUGUCUGGCUCUGAUGGUUGCCAGUCUUCUGGAAACUAUCCUCAUCACCAAUCUGCUGAGCGGCUCCACUAACUUCUCUCCCAUCCCUCGCUGGAUCCAGGUGUUCGUUCUGCAAAUUCUGGGCUACCUUGUUUGCCUGCCAAUGAAGACUCAAGAAUCUUCAGGUAUAGGCUCAGCGGACAUGAAACGCAGUGAUGCGGUGGCACAGACAAAAGCUGAUGAGGAGCCUCCAGAGAUGGGGACGGCGGCAGAGAGCAAGGCCCUUCGGGAGCUGAGGAGCCUGGGCAGGGACCUCCGGGCCAUCCGCCUCCGGGUGGAGCAGCAGCUGGGUGUGAGCAAGAGCACGGAGGAGUGGAUCCAGUGCCGCCUGCCGAAAGUCAAGCCUUCUAAGGUUCUAUUCAUCUUCAUCUCUGUGCUCAUGUGUGCUCCGUGCAGCGGCAUCAUGCUGAACUGCUCUAAACCUGACACACCCUCCCUGCUGGAGGCUCUCAGACCGGUCUUCAAUCUGAGCGCCAUCCGGCCUGUCACGAACAUGUCAACCCCCACCACCGUCGACAUUGAAUUCAUCCUGUUUGGCAUUUUGGGAGUGGAUGAAAAGGCCCAAGUCCUGACGACGUUUAUCAAGCAAUCUUUGAAAUGGAGAAAUGAGUUUGUCGAGUGGGACCCAGAACAGUGUGGUUCUUCAUGGAUCACAAUUCCAAGGAAACUGCUCUGGAUACCGGAUGUGGUCAUCAAUGAAUUUAUGGGCAAGAACUCAGCUCCGUUCGUCCCUUACAGUUAUCUCUUUUCUGAUGGCUCCGUGAUUGAUAAACAGCCUGUCAGGCUGGUCAGCUCCUGCAGCCUCAACAUCUACAACUUUCCAUUUGACAUCCAGAACUGCACUUUAAGCUUCAACUCCUACUUACACCGUGUGCGUGCUGUGCAGAUUGACCAGGCAUUAUCUUCAGAGGAAAUAUUUAGAUACUCGAAAAAAGCGAUGAAAACUAUGGGUGAGUGGGAACUGGUUGGACUCACAGCGGAGAAAAAAGAACUGCCAGCUGGAGAUGGAGAACCUUACCAAGAGAUUCGCUUCUUUGUCUCAGUGAGGCGUAGGGCCACCCUGUACGUGGUGAACCUGCUGAUCCCCAGCUGCUUCCUCAUCACAGUGGACCUCUUCAGCUUCCUGCUGCCCCCUAAGAGCGUCAACCGGUCCUUGUUCAAGAUGACCCUCAUCCUGGGCUACACGGUCUUCCUGCUCCUCAUGAACGACCUGCUGCCUGUCUCUGGAAACACCAUACCUCUCAUGAAUGUGUUCUUGUCUCUGUGCCUGGCUAUGAUGAUGGCUAGUCUGGUGGAGACAAUCCUCAUCACCAACCUGCUGUGUGGCUCCGCUCACUACUCUCCAGUCCCUCGCUGGGUCCGAGUGCUUGUUCUCCACGUCCUGGGCCGCCUGGUGUGGCUCCCACCGAAGCCCAGACAUCCAGAGGACACAGUCAUCCGAAAUCCUGCUGCACACGAAAUGAAAGUCUCCUCUCUGGCGGCCGAGGACAGCGAUGGUCCAGAACAGAAGGGACCGCUGGACAAUGCCAAGGCCCUGCAGGAGCUGAGGAGCCUGGGGAAGGACGUCCAGGCGCUCCAGCUUGAGGUGGAACGGCAGCUGGAUGGAAGCCAGGGCUCAGAGGAGUGGAUCCAGGUGGGUUUCAUCAUAGACCGCCUGCUGUUCGGCCUCUACAUCCUCUUCGUAUCAGUCAGCUUCAUUACCAUCGCCUUAAUCUGGAUUAACUCGUACAACACAUCCUGA
Molecule: messenger RNA, 3484 nt
Organism: Chelmon rostratus (copperband butterflyfish)
Lineage: Eukaryota; Metazoa; Chordata; Actinopteri; Chaetodontiformes; Chaetodontidae
Product: 5-hydroxytryptamine receptor 3A-like
Exons: 19
Coding region: 743-3484 (913 amino acids)
Biological process (GO): nervous system process; chemical synaptic transmission; monoatomic ion transmembrane transport
Cellular component (GO): neuron projection; synapse; postsynaptic membrane
Molecular function (GO): transmembrane signaling receptor activity; extracellular ligand-gated monoatomic ion channel activity; neurotransmitter receptor activity
Source: RefSeq, a predicted model, not a curated record